CCUCAUACUAAUGGGUUGGGUUUGAACCAUUAUAUUUUGGUUCCAUUUCUCCUCUUUAUCCGAUGUGGGACUUGGGAGGAUAUCCCAACAAUCUUGUGGUUCAGUCUUCCGUUAUUCAAGCUAUCAUUUGGCUUACUAUUUUACUGUUUGUUUUAGAGUUCAGAAGAGCAAAUCUUGAUAUCUCUUCUAACACAAAUGGUAGUGAUGAAAAGGAUUUAGAAGGAAGUAAUGUUAAUGCUAUAGAUAACGUUAGGCCUUCUUUCUGGACUUUGACGAGAGUGGUGUGGAUCAAACUGGCUAUGAACCCUAAUUCUUAUGCUUGUAUUAUUGGGCUUGUUUGAGCUUAGGUGGCAUUUUGAAAUGCCAAGCAUCAUGGAAGGAUCCAUAUUAAUUAUGUCAAAGGCUGGCACUGGCACUGCUAUGUUUAGCAUGGGAAUCUUCAUGGCUUUGCAAGAAAAGGUAAUUUCAUGUGGUGCAGGACUCGCUGUGAUUGGGAUGAUCCUAAGGUUCAUUGCUGGCCCUGCAGCCAUGGCGAUUGGGUCUAUUGCUGUGGGCUUGCGUGGUAAUGUUUUACUUGUUGCUAUUAUUCAGGUAAAUUUGUUAUAUUAUAAAAAAAAAUGAUCAUUAAAAAUAGUAUUAUAACAAACUAUAUUUAUCGGAGCGGUAAGCGAUUUCAAUUUUCAUAAGAUUGAAAACACAAAUUCGAUUUUCGGAAAAAAACACUUUGUUAGGAGGACAAAAAACAAAUAUUUACGUUCUACAGUGAUCUGAAAUACACUUUGUUGUUAUCUACUGCAAUUUAAAGAGAUUGUAUAUGACGCUAAUAAAAAAUAAUAUUAUAAAAAUUUUAAUUAAUAUUGUUUUUACAGGCAGCAUUACCACAAUCAAUUACAUCCUACUAUUUGGAGGGAUGCUCCUCAAUUGAUUUUACUUAUUCUUAAUUUCGAUAGUACUCUUUCAGGUUUUUUUCACUUGAUAUUAAGAUCCUAAGUUUAUAUAAGAUGAAUCUGUUGGUCUAAUUAUUUGGAUCUUCUUAUUAAAUUUUUCCUGGUUUUAUAAUAAUAAUAUUUGGACCUUCAAUUAGGAACUUCUUGGCUAAGAAAUCUCACUGACAUUUAAAAAAAAAAAAAAAAAAA
This is a messenger RNA of Jatropha curcas, 1136 nucleotides long. NCBI's taxonomy places the organism in Eukaryota, Viridiplantae, Streptophyta, Magnoliopsida, Malpighiales, Euphorbiaceae. The record is from RefSeq and is a predicted model, not a curated record.